This is a messenger RNA of Cyphellophora attinorum, 3516 nucleotides long. RefSeq lists its product as uncharacterized. The transcript is spliced from 3 exons. Lineage: Eukaryota; Fungi; Ascomycota; Eurotiomycetes; Chaetothyriales; Cyphellophoraceae. The record is from RefSeq and is a predicted model, not a curated record. Bases 1 to 3516 code for a protein of 1171 amino acids. Gene Ontology annotation, molecular function: ADP binding; protein binding.
AUGGACGGAUCGCAGACAGCAAUCCGCCCCAUUCCACGUAUAAGGACGACUGCUUCGAUCAUAUCAGCGACCUCGGCUUCCAAAUUCAAUACCAACCAGUUCAGAUCAUCGCGCCUAGAAGGUGGGUCAAUCGUAACAGCCCACGUGGUGAACGAUCACAAAUCUUCUGUGGCGGUUCCGGAACCGCCUCCAACCAAGCGCGGAGCCAAGGAGUUCGAAUGCCCUUACUGUCAUUUGAUGCUCCCGACCGAGGAAACUGCUGCAAUGAGAUGGAGGCGGCAUGUGAUGGCGGAUCUUGAGCCGUAUAUUUGUCCGUUUCUGGACUGCUCUACGGAGCACGUUACUAUGAGGGAGUACUCACAAUGGUUCAGCCACAUGUCAAAUGUGCAUGCUGCACAGUGGUCGUGUACAGCCCGCCAGUGCAGGCCUUUCACUGUCGUCACCCAAGAAGAAUGGGAGGAGCAUAUGCGCAAGACGCAUCCCGACUCUUUCACCGAAGCACAAUUGCCCUGGCUGGAGAAGAAGGCCCGGAAGGCGUCUUCUAUCAUCUUCUCCACAUGUCCCAUGUGCAAGUGGGUGCCUACAGUGUCGAGCUCUGGUGAUACACGAUCUGCGGAGCACUUGCAGAAUCUUUCCAACAGCAUCGUCAAACAUCUCGCCACCCAUCUCGAGCAGAUGUCACAAAUUGCCCUGCCAUGGCAGGAAGAUUUCCAGCUGCCAAAUGAAGACGAUCGUUUGUCGUCCAGCCAGGUGGAGAGAGACUCCGUUAAGGACGAAGAAGGUCCAGAAGCGCAAAAUCUGGCUUUUCAGGACGAGGAAGACGAGGCUGUGCGAUCCCGCGAGCAACCGCUAGCCGAAUGGAUUGAAAUAUCUCGGGAGCUUCUGAAAACUGGCGUCGGGUGGUAUCCGCCAUAUGAAGACUGGGAAUUCUACGGCCUCGAUCAGACCCCAUACUUCGGACACGAUAGAGACCCCACGCUACAGACGUUCCUGCAGAAGAUGUAUCUCGACGUCAAUCCAACGACAUACGGCGGCAGGGGUCCUGACCUUCCUGCAGAGUUGUUGCCUGUGACGCCAGUCUCACACUUCUUCGGACGAGACUAUGCACUUCAAGCAUUGUCGAAUGCGCUUGUACCACGAGCACAGGAUAACGAGACGCCGGCUAGUCCUACCAGCUACCCGAGGACCUUUGCAGUGUAUGCACCUGGCGGCAUGGGGAAGACUCAGCUCAGCGCCGCGUUCGUGUCUCAGCAUCGAGACAAGUUUGACGCUAUAUUCUGGGUACAUGCCGAUGACUACAACAAGCUGAGUCAAGGCUUCCAAAAUAUCGCAGUUGAGCUUGGCUUGGUGGAAGAGACAUCCGCUGAUGCUAAGGAUAUCUCGUUCACCAGAGAGAUUGUCAAACAAUGGUUACUGAAGCCAUUGAGAGACUUCCGAGACGCUGGCAAGCCAAACGCGCCACAAGCCUCAUGGCUGCUUGUAUUUGAUGGCGUCGAGAAUCCGGACGUGCUGAAUGAUUUCUGGCCUUAUAAUGGUCCCGGGUCAGUAUUGAUCACCAGCCGCAGUCCGUUCUCGUGGUCACGCUCACUUCAACUGGCGCCGUUUACCGAAGACGAGGCAAUAAAGUUCUUGCUGAAGCUGACAGAGAAGGACGCUUCGGAAGAGCAGCGCAAGGCGGUUGGAAAGGUCAACGACCAGCUCGGUGGCCUACCGCUCGCACUUGCACAGAUGGCAGGUCUUAUCCAACAUAAGCAGCUCUCCUUUGCCGAGUUCCUUGAAUCGUACAACGAGCAAGAAGAGCUUCUCAAACAAGCCAACAGCGAUCUGGUUCUGGGCGCUAGUGGCUACGAGCAUACCCUUGCCUCUGUCUGGGCCUUUGAGAAUCUUGCGCACGGUGUGCCGAUGCUCAACCUUGUUUCGAUGCUUGAUCCAGACGGCAUCCCUGAGUCGCUGCUGACGGCGUCCCUGGGCAGGCCAAAGCGCAGGAACUCCAUUCAAGCAUUGUGGACUGAGUACGGCGAGUACACGGAUGCACGAAAUGAGCUUGUGGCAUGCUCAUUGCUCAGCCGUGAUAAGAUCGAGCGCCGGCUGUCGAUACACCGACUGGUACAAGAUGUGGCAAGGGCUAGAAUGUCGCCUCGGGAAUUCCGCAACAACUUUAUGACUUGCGUGGACCUCAUCUCCAGUUCGUGGCCCUUCGAGAAAUUUGACUGGCGCCACGACGUCAGCAAAUGGACGGUCUGCGAGCCGCUGUUCCCGCACGUUGCCCGACUGAAGUCUCUCUACCACGAGAUCCCUCCAUCUACAGACUACUCUGAGGAUGAUUACUCAUUCGCGAGACUUCUGACAGCUGCUGGGUGGUAUCAUCACGAAAGAGGCCGCUCUUCCGACGCAAAGAUCUUCAACAACCUUGCGGAAGAGAUCUGCAAGUCCCUGCAAAAGCGACUGAAGGGCUCCACAACAGAUCUUUCGCAGUCUCACCACCUCCAGCUCGACAGAAUUCUGGCCGAGAUCGACCACAACCGUGGCUGCAUUGCGACAGAGGUCAACGAGCCAUCAGACGCACUGAAGUACCACCUCCAAUUCAAUGACUUGAUGCAAAAAGAAUUGGGCGGUGUCAAAGGCGGGCAAGACAUGCGUCUGGCGAUUUCCUGGAAUGAACUUGGCAACGCAUAUAUGCUUAACCGUCGUUGGGCAGACGGGAGACACUGCUUCGAGCAGUCGAUUUCUCUCAUGGAACAGCUUGAGAACUACGAGGAGAUUUUAAUAUCAUUACCCUUGGUCAACAUUGGCCUAGCCUUCUGGCUACUCGACCAGCACGAUGACGCCCUGAAAGUCCUCCUCCGAGGUCUACAACACCGCGAAGUCGUCUACGGACAAGACGAUCGUGACCAUAGAGUCUCGUUCAUCACUGGCCGCUACCUCCACGCCCUCGGCAACGUCUAUCAUUCCCUGAACAACCUCGAAGAAUCGCAGACCUUUCACCACCGCGCUCUCAUCCACUACAAGUAUACCCUUGGCAACAACCACCACCGCACAGCAGACACCCUCGUGAAAGUCGCCGAACAUCAUCUUUGGCGCGGGCAAGAAGAGACAGCGUUGGUUCUUCUGGAGGCAGCGAUCAAGAUCUACGGAAGUGGUACAGGUGCGAAUGAAGGCGGAAGCACGUAUAGGCCUGAGCGGACACGCGCGUUGUAUCAGAGGGCGACGGCAUUGAGGGAGCUGGAUCGUGAGGAGGAAGCGAAGAUGUGUUUAAGUUUGUGUUGGGAGUUGUAUGAGACGGUAUUCGAGGCGGCGGUGGAGAGUGAGAAGGAGGGAGAGAUGGUGGGAAGGGUAGCGGGGAUGGUAAUUGGAGAUGAGAGUGGGAACGAUGGUGAGGACGAAGGGGGUAAGCGUGGUGUGCGCUGGGCAGGUGUAAAUGGGAAGUCAACGGGAAAGCGGCGGGAGAGGAAGACGAGGGUGGAGGAUUUGAAGUAUGAGGACCUCAUUGACUUGGUGGCGUUCUGGUCGCGAUAA